This is a messenger RNA of Nerophis lumbriciformis (worm pipefish), 471 nucleotides long. The record is from RefSeq and is a predicted model, not a curated record. NCBI's taxonomy places the organism in Eukaryota, Metazoa, Chordata, Actinopteri, Syngnathiformes, Syngnathidae.
AUGGUGCUGGAAAAGAAGAGCUCGGCUCGGGUGGAGGCUGGCCAGCGGAGGAUUUUGGACGAUGCUACCCGCCAGAGGAGGCUGAGUAGGCAGCUAGAGGCUUUGGAAAAAGACAACUUCCAGGACGACCCUCUGAGCUCUCUUCCUCCGCCGGGUCCGACCGCCCGCCUUCCUGCCUUUAGUGAAACGGAGGAGCCCGAAAAGAAGAAAAGGAAGACGCGGGGCGACCACUUCAAGCUACGUUUCAGGAAAAACUUUACGGCACUUCUCGAGGAGGAGAACCUAGCGGACAAGCCGGAGCCCAACUACCUUUCGGCGCUGGUUCCGCCCUCUUCUCUUCCACCGCGCCAUUUUUGCUGCGUUUGCGGCUUCCCUUCCAACUACACGUGCACAACCUGCGGGGGGCGCUAUUGCAGCGGUAAAUGUUUGGUUACACACCGAGAGACAAGGUGUCUGAAGUGGACGUUGUAA